Gossypium arboreum is the source of this 1831-nucleotide messenger RNA. RefSeq names its product ninja-family protein MODD-like. The transcript is spliced from 2 exons. Gene Ontology annotation, cellular component: nucleus. Gene Ontology annotation, biological process: negative regulation of DNA-templated transcription; signal transduction. NCBI's taxonomy places the organism in Eukaryota, Viridiplantae, Streptophyta, Magnoliopsida, Malvales, Malvaceae. The coding region runs from base 375 to 1670 and encodes 431 amino acids. The record is from RefSeq and is a predicted model, not a curated record.
GAAAACGUGGCAUAAUGUGGUGGAGGGACAGCAAGCGGGCAGAUAUUCGAGGGGAAGAGGAUUUCCAUUCCCGCCACAUAUGUCCAAAAACACUCUUACGUGUCAACACCAGUCCUUCAUUUCUCCUUCUCCCAUCACGCCACGUGGCUUUCCAAGCCUUCCCUCUUCCUCAACUUUCUUUUUCCUUUCCUUUUUAUCUACCCAGAAAAUCUGAAUCCAAACCAAAGCGGCAUAUAAAAGCACGUACCCGUACAAAGAGAGUACAUUUUCCUUGUUUUUCUUUUUUAAAUAUAAUUUUCCAAUCCUUCAUUUGAGGCAUGAGGUUUUAGCAGGAAACGGCGUUUUUAAAGUUUUAUUCUUUGAACCUUUUGGAAAUGGAAAAUAACUGGGGGAUUAUGGGGUUAAGAGAGGACGAGAUUGAGCUAGACCUGGGAUUAUCAAUAGGAGGAAGCUUUGGAAAAGCCCAGAAACUAAAGCCAAUCAAGAACGAAUCAAAACCCAACAACAACACGGUUGAAGAUCUCGGAGAAAGCGUGGCCUUUGAUCCCCAAACGAAACGUGAGCUUCAAGCUUUAAGGCGACAAGAAGCCAGGAAGAAAAGAGAACACAAGCAGCAAAAGCGAGGAACAUUUCAUCGAAACGGCGAGUUCCAUAUUAAAGACGACGGCGCCAAUGCGACGGAAGAAAGGGAAUGCAAGAAAACCAAAGUUCAAGAAUUCCCUGUUAAUGGAAAUCCUAAUUUCAGCGCAGAACUGAAUAGCCCGUUGGUGUGCCCAGUUAUUCCGGUGAGGGUCCCAUGCCCGUAUCCGCAGCUCCAGUUGGUGCCGCUCGGUAAUGGGUUUGCCUAUUCUUGCGUAAAUGCGGUGCCUUGUUGGGGUGGUGUUGCUGGGCAUGAGAAGGGUGUUGUGCAGCCGGUGGCAAUGGCGGUGAAUGGCGGGUUUCCGUCGUUUCAGACGGCUCAGGAUUUGAGGGUGAAUGGUGGGAAUGGGUAUUAUUCGGAACAGAACAGUAGCAGGGAUGAAAGGAAGAGGAAAACUGGGUCAAACGGGUCUCCCAUGUAUAGUUCCUCUACGGCUUCGGAUCUUCAAAGCUCUUCUAAUCAAGGUGGUUGCAGCAGUGAAACCGCAACCCACACACCACGCAUAAAUUGUUCAGUAGCAAGCAAUCUAAAUCGCCAGCAGUCUGAACAAAGCGCUACCUCUCACCAAACCGACUCUGCACAAAGCAUUGAUAAAUCUAGAAAAGGUAUUGAAAACACGCUUUCAUCGACUGCCACCGACUCCACUUCAUUGAAUCUUAAGAACGAACCCAAACCCCAAACCCAAUCUGAUCGUAAUAGCAAGCCUGUUUUGACAAAUGAAACGACCACCACCACCACCACCACUUCACCAAAAGAUACCAAGGGGGAGACAGGCAAGCCUCCUAAGCCGCAUACUCCUAACGACGACGCCCUUUCCCUUCGAAACAUGCCUUGCGUUUCGACGACGGGUAAUGGCCCCAAUGGCAAAACCAUCAAUGGUUUUCUAUACAGAUACACGAAAUCGGAGGUCAGCAUCAUAUGUGUCUGCCAUGGAAGUUCAUUCACCCCGGCUGAGUUUGUGCUGCAUGCUGGGGGUACUGAUGUUUCACAUCCACUAAGACACAUUACCAUGAUUCCUUCAGCUUUUUAGUUGAUGAUAACAAAUGUAUAGCAAUGCCUGACUAUUUCGCAUGUCUUCUAUUCUAAAGGGCAUAGAAGGAUGGUUGUAAAGUUGUCCAUGGAUGGGGGAGCCUCUUUGUUCUAAUUUCUAACAGCGUUAACUGACAAGAAGAUUUUGGGUGAUUUUCUUAA